AACGUGGGCCAAUGAGCGACGAUAUUUGUGCAAUUUUUGGCAGUUGAUCAUACGCGCCAGGGAGAAAAGGUAUCAAAAAAUUGAAUAUCGCUUUAUUCAACAAAAUAAUAAAAUUAUAGAACGUGAAAAGUCACAAAUCGAACACUUUUUUUACUUCUCCGUUUGUGAACGAACGUAAAAUUCACGUCAAAUUCUCCAGACACUAAGGGACCCAAAAUGACUGACCGCAAAGCAGUUAUUAAAAAUGCCGAUAUGAGCGAAGACAUGCAGCAAGAUGCUGUAGACUGCGCUACCCAGGCGAUAGAAAAAUACAAUAUAGAAAAGGAUAUUGCCGCCUACAUUAAAAAAGAAUUCGACAAAAAAUACAAUCCAACAUGGCAUUGUAUCGUCGGUAGAAAUUUCGGAUCAUACGUGACCCACGAGACCCGCCACUUCAUCUACUUUUACCUAGGACAAGUGGCGAUACUAUUGUUCAAGAGUGGUUAAUCUCCAAAAAGCCCCAAUUUCACCUGACUUCUAACCCCCCAAACAAACUAUCCAUCAUUCCCUAACCCCAUUUCCAGUAUUCCACUAUUAGAUGAUCACCUUUUCAAACAUCCUAAGUAUAUGUUUCGAUCUGGGGCGUAUUUUUGAAGAUCUUAUGACAUGGAUGUGAAGAUGCGCCCUAAAAAUUUAUGAGUUUUUUCUCAGACGAUAAUUUUAUAACCUUUUGGAAUAAAAUUAUUUUGUUGAUGCAGUUUAGAUUUUUCACUUAAAAUGAGGGAUUUUGGGCAAAAGUAAGGUGACGCACAAAUUUUUAUUUUUCUUUCUCGAUUGAUGCAAGAAAUUUGGAUAAAUGGGAAACUCUUCUUACAAUUUUGACCAUUAACCGAGUUUUUGAUUCGAUUCGGAUUAAUAAUGUAUUUAAAAGCUAGCAAAAAAACAACAGCUGAAUCUUAAUUGUUGCAUAUUUAUAAUUAAUAAUUAACUUAACCGUUUUAAGUUUUCAAGUGCAAUUACCUUGUUUUUCCAAUUUUCUUGCAAACUUUUUCGGUUUGGUGCACAUGGAAAAUCUAAAAUUUGUGUUUUCGAGCUCGAAUUAUUUUUGAAUUGAAUUCGAAUCUGGCUGUGAGAUUUGGUGUUUGUAAACCAAGAUGAUAAACCGAUCUUAUGGGGCAUUUCAAAAAGACUGAUAAAAUAUUUUGGAACGCCCUGUGUAUUUCAGUGUACAUUCCUUUCGAGAUGUGAGCAUAUAGGAGUAUUUUGUUUUACAGUUUGUAACAAUCUGGUGGAAUAACUAUUGAUUGGAAAACGUUACAGAGAUAGCCGUUGUCAACAUAUUUUGUUAUAUGUUCUUGAUUUAUGAGUUUUAUAUGUAAUUUGUGGAGAGGGGGAGGUAGAAGAAGAAAGAGACUGCCUUAUCAGAAGUAUUAAAAGCAGCAAUAUUGAAAUAAAGGUUGGGAUAUUUAGAAAGAUGAAAGAAUAACAAAUAUAAUAAAAUUGGAGAGAAAAACUAAAGCUGUUAUUAAACCCAGAUGAUAUGACAUAUUCCUUGUUUGUCUGUAAUUAUGUCAAUGUUUCAGAUUGCAUAGUAGAGAUAACAGUUUAUAAAUUUGGAAAGCUUUUAGAGCUAUGAGUUAUUAAUAUUCCUGAAGCUAUUUUUUGUGGGGAAUAAGCUACAAUUUUUCUUAAUAUUUCUUUGUGGCAUUUAUGUAAUUUACCAUUCUAAUUGAGAAAUAGCCACAAUUUAAGUUGAAAAAUGAUUUUAUUGACGUUUCGACGUUCGAAGACACGACAGACAUUUGUUGACACGGUGCAAAUGACCUUUUGUUUCAGUUAAAUCUGUUCAGUUAUACAAACAUUUAAAUACAGUUAUCUCGUAAAGUUUAAGGGGGUUAAAAGGAGAAAAUUGACAUCAUUCUUCGUUUCUUACACCAAAUAAUGUUUAAAAUAAUUUUGGCAGCGUUGAUUUGAAAAAAUUCUAGAGCAAUUCAGUUGUAAUAAUUGUAGUAAAUUGCACAAAUCUAUUUUAACUUAUAUUUAAUUUAUCAGUAUAUUGCUGAUGUAGCGAAAUAUUUUUAAAGGGAUUUUUAAUUUGGAAAUAAUUCGACCUGUAUAUAUGACUAAUUAAGUUGUUAACAAAAAUAAUAAAAUGACAACCAAUAAUAAAAAAUGUUCUUGUUAAUAUAGAGGAAGCUCAGUUGAGAAGAGUUCCUUGACACCUCAAAUUGCAAGAACGUCUUCGUUGAGCUUCAAGGGAUUCUUCCGCAAUUAUUUGGUUGACAGAUUUCUACGUCCACUCUAUAAAAAAAUAUUUAAAGUAUGUAUCCCGAAUCUUUAUUAAAAUUUCUUAGUAGUUCUUUUAAAAAAGAUGAGAUAGGCGUAGAUAAUUUGAACGGUGUGUGUUUUAAAAGAACUGUUCAGAAAAUAUUGCCUAUAUGUAGAUAUAUUUUGUUCUUGGGAAACAGAUUAUUUGUUUUCUCGAAUGCCAAGAUUUUAUUUGUUGCCUCCUAGGGUCAGAACUGAUUAUUUUUUCGUAUUUUUUUUGUUUUUGAGUUAUUUGGCAAAAAGUUUUGGCGCACGCUAUAUUUUUUUACUGAAUAGAAUGCUCCUCUGAGGGUGUAAAUUUUUGUUUUUAUUUUGUUGAUGAGGACUUUUUGUCAGAUCACUCUUUUUAUCCCGAAUCAUUUUUGAAUGUAAUAUAUCCACAAAAAUGACAACUUCACUUCUUAAAAACAAUUAUUGUUGUUUAAAAACUGUAUUUCUCAAUGUAAUAAUAUAUGGUUAAAGACGAA
Messenger RNA from Diabrotica virgifera virgifera (western corn rootworm), 2774 nucleotides. RefSeq names its product dynein light chain 1, cytoplasmic. Gene Ontology annotation, molecular function: dynein intermediate chain binding; dynein light intermediate chain binding. Gene Ontology annotation, biological process: cilium assembly; microtubule-based process. NCBI's taxonomy places the organism in Eukaryota, Metazoa, Arthropoda, Insecta, Coleoptera, Chrysomelidae. Gene Ontology annotation, cellular component: cytoplasmic dynein complex. The transcript is spliced from 3 exons. The record is from RefSeq and is a predicted model, not a curated record. Bases 217 to 486 code for a protein of 89 amino acids.